AUGAUGAUGUUCUUAUCAUUGAUAAAAGCUAGCAGUGCAAUUACAACUAAUGCAAAUUGCACAAAACUUGAAUAUGGAAGUGGUACAAUUAGAGCAAUAAAUGAAACAUUAUGCUACACAUUAAGCAAAGAUACAUUUGUUGUAUUCAGUACAAUUCAUGGAGAAGAAGCAGAUGUUAACAUCACUGCAUCAUCUGCUGCAAAUCCAAAGAAUAUCGAAAGAUUUUUAGGUUUAAAGAUGAAGAAUGCUGUAUUCUUUGAAGCGAAUGGAAUCAUUAAUAUCACAGCGGUUGAAUCCAAAACAGUUUAUUAUACUGCUUAUAAUGCAUCAACAAUUGUUUCUUUAAAGGCGAAUAAGAUCGGAUUCAUAUCAGGUAAAACUUCAUUCUUUGCUUCAUCUAAUAAAGACGAUGAGAACUCUGUAAGUAUGAAACUAAAGGAUGGUGUAAAUGCCAUAUUUGUUGAAAGAAAUCCUGAACAUGCUACCAUCAACAAUAUAUUGGCAACUGGAAAUGUGACACUUAUGUAUUUCGAUGUUAAUGGGAUUUCAAUCAAUGAAUCUAAUAUUAUUAAUGCAAGUAACUUUGUUGUUGUUGCCAAUCUUACAGGAAAGAAGUCUAAUGGUACUAUUUCAAUUUCCAUAGCUCCAUCUCAAGAAAAUGAAGAGAUUUACUAUAAGUAUACAAUUUCAACAAGCACUUCUUCAAAGAUUGUCAAAAUCGAUCAUGGAGAUGAAGAACAUGAUGAUCAUAAUGACCAUAAAAAAGCAUGA
Messenger RNA from Trichomonas vaginalis G3, 771 nucleotides. RefSeq lists its product as uncharacterized. The transcript has a single exon. The coding region runs from base 1 to 771 and encodes 256 amino acids. NCBI's taxonomy places the organism in Eukaryota, Parabasalia, Trichomonadida, Trichomonadidae. The record is from RefSeq and is a predicted model, not a curated record.